Messenger RNA from Calliphora vicina (urban bluebottle blowfly), 1369 nucleotides. It is a transcript of the gene Gbeta5, whose product is annotated as guanine nucleotide-binding protein subunit beta-5. Gene Ontology annotation, cellular component: heterotrimeric G-protein complex; cytoplasm. Bases 27 to 1088 code for a protein of 353 amino acids. The transcript has a single exon. Gene Ontology annotation, molecular function: signaling receptor complex adaptor activity; protein binding. NCBI's taxonomy places the organism in Eukaryota, Metazoa, Arthropoda, Insecta, Diptera, Calliphoridae. Gene Ontology annotation, biological process: G protein-coupled dopamine receptor signaling pathway; G protein-coupled receptor signaling pathway. The record is from RefSeq and is a predicted model, not a curated record.
AUAUAUACAUAGUAAAAUAAAAAAGAAUGACAGAAAUGCAGUUACAUACAAAUGCCAGCGAUAAAAUGGCAAGUUUAAUGAAAGAGGCGGAAAAUUUAAAGGCCAAAUUGGAAGAAGAGCGACAAAAGCUUAAUGAUGUUAGUCUGUCGUCCAUAGCCGAACGUCUAGAACCAAUUUCCUAUGUAAAUAUUAAGCCUCGAAAGGUGCUUAAGGGUCAUCAGGCUAAAGUGCUCUGCACAGAUUGGAGUCCAGACAAACGUCAUAUAAUCUCUUCAUCCCAGGAUGGUAGAUUAAUUAUAUGGGACGCUUUUACCACCAAUAAGGAGCAUGCUGUUACCAUGCCCACUACCUGGAUAAUGGCCUGUGCUUAUGCACCAUCUGGCAAUUAUGUGGCCUGUGGUGGCUUGGAUAACAAGGUUACUGUAUAUCCCAUUACCUCAGAUGAGGAAAUGGCGGCCAAGAAACGUACGGUGGGAACACAUACCUCCUACAUGUCCUGUUGUAUUUAUCCCAAUUCUGAUCAGCAGAUAUUAACGGGCAGUGGUGAUUCUACUUGUGCAUUGUGGGAUGUCGAAUCGGGUCAACUGCUACAAAGUUUCCAUGGUCACUCGGGUGAUGUUAUGGCUAUCGAUUUGGCACCCAACGAAACGGGCAACACAUUUGUUUCGGGCAGUUGUGAUCGUAUGGCCUUCAUAUGGGACAUGCGUUCGGGUCAAGUUGUGCAAUCCUUUGAGGGUCAUCAGUCGGAUGUGAAUAGUGUUAAAUUUCAUCCCAGCGGUGAUGCCAUUGCCACUGGUUCGGACGAUAGCAGUUGCCGUCUGUUUGACAUGAGGGCUGAUCGUGAGGUAGCGGUUUUCUCCAAAGAGAGCAUAAUUUUUGGCGUCAAUUCAGUGGAUUUCUCCGUCAGCGGACGUUUACUAUUUGCCGGUUACAAUGAUUAUACCGUUAAUUUGUGGGAUACUUUAAAAUCGGAACGUAUUUGUUUACUGUAUGGUCAUGAGAAUAAGGUUUCUUGUGUGCAAGUAUCACCUGAUGGUACUGCAUUGUCCACCGGCAGCUGGGAUUAUACCAUACGUGUUUGGGCUUAAGGUGGUAGGUAGUAAGACAGGGAGUAUGUAAACUUAACUUUUGUCUGAUUUUCAAUUGAGUUGGGUACAAAAAUUUGGAUUUUCUUUUCCAAAACUUUAGGCAAAUUCGAUUAUUUUGCUGAAAUCUAAUUUGUUUGCCUGGCUUCAAUUGAAAAUUAAGCAUUUCAGCCAAAUAUGUAUGCUCGUACUUGUACUCGGAUAUAUUAUAACGCAUAAAUAUUGUAGUUUGUUGUAAAAUGUUAUCUAAAUUAUUAAAUAAAUAUGUAUAAUGUAAACAAAAA